This is a messenger RNA of Morone saxatilis (striped sea-bass), 622 nucleotides long. Its product is annotated as transmembrane protein 138-like. The transcript has 5 exons. The record is from RefSeq and is a predicted model, not a curated record. Gene Ontology annotation, cellular component: cilium. Lineage: Eukaryota; Metazoa; Chordata; Actinopteri; Moronidae. Bases 1 to 606 code for a protein of 201 amino acids.
AUGGCCGUGCCAAGCUAUAAAUACGGGGGUCAUAAGAGGAUCCACCUGGUGUCAGAUGCAGCCUUGGAUCCAUCGUGGAACCACAAUCCGCCCGGGCGCCCAGCCUUCGGGCCGGAGACGCUCCAAACCAGCAACUACUCUCUGGUGUUAUUGAUUCAGCUCAGCCUGCUCUCCUUCGACCUGUUCGUCAACUCCUUCAGCGAGCUGCUGAGGGGUGAACCGGCUGUCCAGCUGGUACUUUUCAUUAUCCAGGACAUUGCCAUCCUGUUUAACCUGAUCAUCAUUCUGUUGAUGCUGUUUAACACCUUCGUGUUCCAGGUUGGCCUGGUCGCCAUAUUGCUGGAGCGAUUUAGAGCUCUGCUAAUGCUCUCUGCUCUCUAUUUGACCUUCAGUAUCAUACUCCAUUCCUGGCUUAUGAAUCUGCGUUGGCUAAACACCAACAGAUUUAUAUGGACAGACGGCCUUCAGGUGCUCUUUGUGUUCCAAAGAACAGCUUCUGUGUUGUACUACUACUUGUACAAGAGGACCUCAGAGUAUCUGGGUGACCCUCGCCUCUAUGAGGAUUCACCAUGGCUGCGAGAAGUGUUUGCUCGGGUCAGACAGUGAUCCCACUGCAACAGCG